Molecule: messenger RNA, 1274 nt
Organism: Apodemus sylvaticus (European woodmouse)
Lineage: Eukaryota; Metazoa; Chordata; Mammalia; Rodentia; Muridae
Gene: Itgb1bp1
Product: integrin subunit beta 1 binding protein 1
Exons: 7
Coding region: 471-1073 (200 amino acids)
Biological process (GO): negative regulation of focal adhesion assembly; negative regulation of substrate adhesion-dependent cell spreading
Cellular component (GO): lamellipodium; ruffle; cell periphery
Molecular function (GO): integrin binding
Source: RefSeq, a predicted model, not a curated record
CGGUCAGGGAGGGACCCGCGUUCUGGUGACAAGUCUACCGCCUGCCUCCCCGGGGACCAGGCUCGGCAAGAGCUUGAGGCCUCCCUCUGAUUGUUGCUGCACCGGUGUUGUUUGGAGUUAGCUUUCUACAUCCUCACUUGUACGAGGCAUGUGUGCAGAGCUUUGGAAGCCUGAUCUUGUCGGGGUCCCCAAGUAAACUUUGUGAUGUGGGGCAAGUUAUUGAAUCUCUGGCUUGGUUGACUCAAGUGAAAGCAGCUGGGCGUUUCCACUGCUCGAAAUUCUCCGGUGACCCUAGGGACCGGCUGCUCUAGAUGGGCUGGAGUGAGCGCUAGCGGUUUCUGGAGCAUCUGGUGUUGCGUUUGGCGAUGUUGGAGUUCAGUGCUAGCUGUAUAUUGGGUGUCUCCUCCCAAGUACUGGAAACAACACCCGUUCUACUGCGGCAUCUUCCCGGGAUCAAGCUAUGGUGAAAGAUGUUUCGAAAAGGCAAGAAGAGGCACAGCAGCAGCAGUUCCCAGAGCAGUGAAAUCAGUACGAAGAGCAAGUCUGUGGAUUCCAGCCUUGGAGGGCUUUCGAGAUCCAGCACUGUCGCCAGCCUCGAUACAGACUCCACUAAAAGCUCAGGACAAAGUAACAGCAAUUUAGACACAUGUGCCGAGUUCCGAAUAAAGUAUGUUGGUGCCAUCGAGAAACUGGCCGUGUCUGAGGGGAAGAGCCUUGAAGGGCCACUAGACCUGAUAAAUUACAUAGACGUCGCCCAGCAAGAUGGAAAGUUGCCUUUUGUUCCCAUGGAAGAGGAAUUUAUUCUGGGCGUUUCUAAGUAUGGCAUAAAAGUCUCGACCACAGAUCAGCAUGGUGUUCUGCAUAGGCAUGCCCUGUAUUUAAUCAUCCGGAUGGUGUGUUACGACGACGGCCUGGGAGCCGGGAAGAGCUUGCUGGCACUCAAGACCACAGAUGCAAGCAAUGAGGAAUACAGCCUGUGGGUUUACCAGUGCAGCAGCUUGGAGCAAGCCCAAGCAAUUUGCAAGGUCUUAUCCACAGCAUUUGACUCCGUGUUGACCUCUGACAAGUCCUGAACGCAGCAGGCAAAGGGAAACUGACCCACCGAGGGCUCACCUGUUCCUAUAUCCGUCUGCAGCUGUGGACUGUUAGAGGGUGUAACGCCCUGACCUGGUUUUCUAAAGUGUAAUGUAUAAAAUAUUGGUUUUAUACUAAAAGGUGUUGUUAACAGUAGGUCAACUUCCAAUAAAUUACUUGCUUUCUGGACAAAAGAGAAA